GGACAGGUAAUAUUCAGUGGAUGGAUCUUGAAAAAGCCUAUUUCCUUAUAAGUAAGGAAACUGUAAAGCAAGGGUGAGUUCGGGGACAGCUAGCGCUGUUCAUCUGCUAAGAGCUCGUUUCCUAAGCAUUCACUUUAAGCGCGGAAGGGAAAUGCUUACACCUGAAAGGCCUGUUGGGCUUGGCGCAGAUUCCGCCUCCCGCCGGCAGAGGCAGCCAAGUGUAGCUCGUUUGAGAAAAUGAAGGAAGAGGAGAAAGGGCCGGAAGGGAUGAAGGAGGACUCAGGCAUGCUUCCAGACGUCCGUGGUCUUUCCUCACCUUCUCACUCAGCUGCACCAGUGGCCCUGUGUCCCCUCGCCACGUGCAAUGCCCUCGCCUCUCGCCCUGCGCAGCUACCUUCCCAGCGAGCUGUCGCCGUCGUCGGUGGACUCGAGGCCCUGCAGCAGCCCUUCUGUGCUCCCAGGGCCGGCAGGAAAGCUCUUCCUGGGAGCCACUGCUCCUCGGGCCCCACGGCUGCCUCGCCGGCUGGCCUGGUGCUCCAUUGACUGGGAGCAGGUGCGCUUGCUGCAGAGGCUGGGAACCGGGGGGUUCGGCUCGGUGUACAAGGCGACUUACCAUGGCGUUCCUGUGGCCAUAAAGCAAGUGAACAAGUGCACCAAGAACCGGCUGGCGUCCCAGCGGAGCUUCUGGGCCGAGCUCAACGUAGCAAGGCUGCGCCAUGACAACAUCGUGCGCGUGGUGGCUGCCAGCACGCACACGCCCGCGGGCUCCAACAGCCUGGGCACCAUCAUCAUGGAGUUCGGGGGCAACGUCACUUUACACCAGCUCAUCUACGGGACCUCCGGCCACCCCCAGGUGGAGGCGGGCAAGCCAUUAAGCCUGCACAAGUGUCUCAAGUACUCCCUGGAUGUUGUGAGCGGCCUGCUCUUCCUCCACGCGCAGAGCAUCGUGCACUUAGACCUGAAGCCGGCCAACAUUUUGGUCAGUGAGCAGGACGUCUGCAAAAUUGGUGACUUUGGUUGCUCGGAGAAGCUGGAAGAUCUGCUGUGCCCCGAGAGGCGCCCUUACCACCUCGGAGGCACCUACACCCACCGAGCCCCGGAGCUCCUGAAAGGAGAGUCCGUGACGCCCAAAGCUGACAUCUACUCUUUCGCCAUCACUCUGUGGCAGAUGGCCACAAAGGAGGUGCCCUACUCCGGGGAGCGGCAGCACGUGCUCUACGCCGUGGUGGCCUACGACCUGCGCCCGGAUCUCUCUGCAGCAGUCUUCACCGACUCGCCUCAGGGACGGAAACUGGAGCGCGCCAUCGAGCGCUGCUGGCGGCCCAGCGCCGUGCAGAGGCCAAGCGCAGACCUUCUCCUGGCGGAGCUGAGCUCUUUCCAAGCUGAGCUGGCAGACUCCAACCCGGUACCAAGACAAGCGUCUGUCUCUGAGUCUACCUGUUUUUAAAUGAGUGAGAAUGUUAAAGAAAACAUAGG
Molecule: messenger RNA, 1476 nt
Organism: Tupaia belangeri chinensis (Chinese tree shrew)
Lineage: Eukaryota; Metazoa; Chordata; Mammalia; Scandentia; Tupaiidae
Gene: MOS
Product: MOS proto-oncogene, serine/threonine kinase
Exons: 1
Coding region: 365-1447 (360 amino acids)
Biological process (GO): protein phosphorylation
Molecular function (GO): protein serine/threonine kinase activity; ATP binding
Source: RefSeq, a predicted model, not a curated record